Nematolebias whitei (Rio pearlfish) is the source of this 1404-nucleotide messenger RNA. Its product is annotated as carboxypeptidase Q. The transcript is spliced from 10 exons. Gene Ontology annotation, molecular function: metallodipeptidase activity. NCBI's taxonomy places the organism in Eukaryota, Metazoa, Chordata, Actinopteri, Cyprinodontiformes, Rivulidae. Gene Ontology annotation, biological process: proteolysis; peptide catabolic process. Bases 1 to 1401 code for a protein of 466 amino acids. The record is from RefSeq and is a predicted model, not a curated record.
AUGAAGGCGACAGAUGAGUAUCAAAUCUUACAUCACUGUAUCAGAAAAGGUCAAGGUGUCUUUACUGUCACUCUCACCACAUGUGCUUCCAACAUAGCAGAGGAGGUAGCAGAAUAUGCUGAUGUGGCAAAAAGUAUCAUUGAGCUGGCUGUGUUUGGAGCUGCCCAGAACCGCUCUUACAGCCGGCUGGCUGACUUUACAGACACUAUAGGGAGCCGGGUCAGUGGCUCCCAGAACUUGGAUAUGGCUAUUAAAUACAUGUUCAAUGCAAUGAGAAAGGACAGCCUGGAUGUACAUCUGGAACCAGUAAAAAUUCCCCACUGGGUAAGAGGUAAGGAGAGUGCAGAGAUGAUUGCGCCCCGGAACAAAAGCCUGGCUAUACUUGGACUGGGCAGCAGUGUAGGAACACCUCCUGAGGGUAUUGAGGCAGAGGUUCUGGUGGUUCAGUCUUUUGAUGAGCUGAAGCGUAGAGCCAGUGAGGCCACCGGGAAGAUUGUGGUUUUUAACCAGCCUUUUGUCGGCUACGGCGAGACUGUGGCUUACCGUGCUUAUGGUGCUUCAGAAGCAGUCAAACUGGGAGCUGUGGCCACACUCAUUAGAUCUGUCACUCCGUUCUCGAUUAACAGCCCCCACACAGGUUGGCAGGACUACCAAGAUGGAGUCAAGCGCAUUCCGACAGCCUGCAUCACCAUGGAGGAUGCAGAGAUGAUGUGGCGCAUGGCCCAACGGAAACAGAAGAUCGUGGUCAGACUCAAAAUGGACGCCAAGACCUUCCCAAAUGUUGACUCUUUUAAUACGGUAGCUGAGAUAAGAGGCUGGCAGCACCCUGAGCAGGUUGUCUUGUUGAGCGGCCAUUUGGACAGCUGGGAUGUGGGCCAGGGUGCCAUGGAUGAUGGAGGCGGAGCCAUGAUUUCCUGGGAGGCCCUGUCUCUUAUCAAGGACCUAGGUUUGCGCCCAAGAAGAACUUUGCGGACGGUGCUGUGGACAGCUGAGGAGCAGGGGGGAGUCGGAGCACAGCAGUACUUUAAUCUACACAAGGUGAACGUGUCCAACUUUGACCUCGUCAUGGAGUCUGACAUGGGGACAUUCGCCCCAGUUGGUCUGCAGUUUACUGGCAGUCGUGCAGCACAAAAGGUGAUGGAAGAAGUGGUCAAACUUUUAGCCCCCAUUAAUACGACCAAACUGGAGAUGAAUGGGGAGGGGACAGACAUCUCACUGUGGAUGCAGGCUGGAGUACCAGGGGCCAGCCUUCACGUGGCAGACAGUCGUUACUUUUGGUUCCACCACAGUGAGGGGGACACCAUGACGGUUCAGAACCCUCGAGACAUGGACCUCUGCUCGGCAUUAUGGGCCGUCGUUGCAUAUGUGGUGGCUGACCUGCAGGACAUGCUGCCAAGAUAGCAU